GUAAAUAUACAUUUCAAACACUUUAACACAUUUUGGAAUUAAGAAAAAAUAAAAAAAAGUAUUAUAAUUCCUUAUUAUCAAGAAAAUAUAACAAGGUGCUAGCAGCAAGGUGCUAGGUACGUUUUGCCCAGGUGCCUCGUGGGUUUUUAGACAGACAAUCGCCUCGAGCGUAUAAUUAAACCAUUUGCUAGCCAAACCAACCCGUUUUACCUAGCCAAGUUUUUCCGUUUUUCCGUUUUUCCGUUUACCCGUGGCACUAAAUUAUCUUGUAUUUUAAAGCCUAAUUAGGCGACAACAGAGUUUCGUUCAAAGUUUUUCUAGCCAGCCCCCCAAACAUUUUUAAAUACACCCAAAUGGGUAAUCAUUCUUAGUUUAGAUUUCCCAGCACUCAACUCAGUAACUCAGUAGAGAACGAAAUGUCAAAGCUAAUCGAGGUGUUUCUGGGGAAUCUGUGGACGCAGCGUUUUACCUUCGCUCGGAUGGGCUUGGAUCUGCAGCCCGACAAAAAGGGCAAAGUUUUGCGAUCUCCGCUUCUUUUUAGUAUUAUGUGUCUGACCACAGGCUUCGAGCUCUGCACCGUGUGCGCCUUUAUGGUUCAACAUCGCAACCAAAUCGUGCUUUGUUCCGAGGCCCUGAUGCACGGGUUACAGAUGGUCUCCUCGCUUCUGAAGAUGGCUAUAUUCUUGGCCAAAUCCCACGACCUGAUGGCCCUAAUUCAACAGAUACUGGCGCCUUUUGCGGGGGAAGAUCUCGGGGACACGGAGUGGAGAUCGCAAAAUCGGAGGGGCCAACUAAUGGCUGCCGUUUACUUUAUGAUGUGUGCCGGCACGAGUGUGUCAUUUCUGUUGAUGCCAGUGGCUUUGACCAUGCUUAAGUAUCAUUCCACUGGGGAAUUCGCGCCUGUCAGCUCGUUCCGGGUGCUACUGCCAUACGAUGUGACUCAACCGCAUGUUUACGCCAUGGACUGCUGCUUGAUGGUAUUCGUGUUGAGUUUCUUCUGCUGCUCCACCACCGGAGUGGAUACCUUAUAUGGAUGGUGUGCUUUGGGCUUGAGCUCCCAAUACCGUCGCCUCGGUCAACAACUUAAGGGGAUGCGCUCCUGCUUCAAUCCACACCGUUCUGACUACGGAUUAAGUGGUCUAUUCGUCGAGCACGCUCGUCUGCUUAAAUUAGUGCAACAAUUUAAUUUAUGUUUCAUGGAGAUAGCUUUUGUGGAGGUUGUAAUAAUCUGUGUGCUCUAUUGUUCAGUAAUUUGCCAGUAUAUAAUGCCACACACCAACCAGAACUUCGCCUUCCUGGGUUUCUUUUCGAUGGUAGUUACGACCCAGUUGUGCAUCUAUCUUUUUGGUGCCGAACAGGUCCGUUUGGAGGCUGAGCGAUUUUCCAGGCUGCUAUACGAAGUAAUCCCUUGGCAAAACCUUCCUCCACAACACCGGAAGCUUUUCCUUUUUCCACUUGAGCGCGCCCAACGAGAAACUGUUCUAGGUGCUUAUUUUUUCGAACUGGGCAGACCUCUUCUUGUUUGGGUUGUUGAUGAUUUACUAUCUGAUCUAUGUAAUUUUAAUCUUUUUCGUAAUUAUUUAAAGAUAUUUCGCACAGCAGGCUCUUUUACCACUCUGAUGAACGCUCUCUACGCAAAAUACGAAACGCAUUAAAAACAAUAUGUUACUCAUAUACCUGAAGUCAACCUUUAUGGGUCAAUGAAGGCAUUUAUUAAAUGAA
This is a messenger RNA of Drosophila yakuba, 1722 nucleotides long. It is a transcript of the gene Or1a, whose product is annotated as odorant receptor 1a. The coding region runs from base 417 to 1655 and encodes 412 amino acids. Gene Ontology annotation, molecular function: odorant binding; olfactory receptor activity. The record is from RefSeq and is a predicted model, not a curated record. Lineage: Eukaryota; Metazoa; Arthropoda; Insecta; Diptera; Drosophilidae. Gene Ontology annotation, cellular component: plasma membrane. The transcript is spliced from 3 exons. Gene Ontology annotation, biological process: detection of chemical stimulus involved in sensory perception of smell; sensory perception of smell.